UGGUAUUUUGUCGAAAUAUUCACUUUGAACCAACACAAUCCUGAAAUGGUGACUUGCCCAUUAGUUGUUCUUUUUUUGCCAUCAUUGUUGAAAUGUGAGUCCUCAUCUCAUUUAUUCGACGCUCUCCGUAUAAACUGAUGUGGUGAAAUUGGCCUUUGUUUUCAACCAUUUUUUGCGCCUGCCAGUUUUGGGAGUAAAAUCCUUCUACCAUUAUAGUGACUUGCAUUAUCCACACACCCAUUUAUAUACAAUUGUUGUUCAUAUUUUUUCUGUUAAUGGUUGUAAUGGUGUUACAAUAUUUUAUUUUAUUUUUUAUUUUUUAGCAAAAACAGACUGAACAUGCUGUCUCUCUCUCUCAUUUUUUAUUUUUUAAUUAAAUUUUUUUUGGGCUGAAGUGUCUCUGGCCUUUAAAUUGACACAGCUUGAUAUCUACCCAUAGUUGUACCACGAUCAAAUCUGCUAAAUAAUUGUAGUUUGACUAUAAUUCCUUUAGUCCUACCUAACACAUGCUCUUUUCAUCUGACCACAGGAUUGAUGCUAUUUUUUUUCGUUUCGGUUACGUUAUCUUUUAUGGUGGUCAUGCCCAAUUGUGUGGGUUGGAUUGUUGCGUUGUUCACUAUCAACUGUGGAUCAUGAACAAACUCAGCAUCUAUUUAUUCUUUCAUCUGUCGCCUUUUUAACUUGCGUAUGAGUCCUUAACUUUCACUGAAAUCACGUUUGAAUGGAUGCAGUUUAUUUUUAAAACUUGCAUCCUUGACAUUGGAUGUUUGCUCAAAGGCCUUUUGUGCUUUCAAAAACUAAAAUGCUGGUAGAUAUUUUUACUCUCCUUAACCUCUCAAAGAUCAAGAAUGCCUUACCCUCGCGUUUCUUGCACCGUUCUGUUAUUUCUGGUGAGGCACGCAUUGAAAUGUUGACUGUCACUGUCCUCGGUGCUGAAAUUCCACUCCCGUUGCAGUCACCCUCCUGCAUAAAUCCGAUCAAGCCUUUGAUUAUUUGCGCUCUGGAUAUUGGAUUGAUCAUGUAGUCUGGUAACUCAAACAGCCCACUCUGACCAGCACCUGGUAUUUCGUCCACUUGACUGCAAAAUGCUGCUAGUUGUUAAACUGUUAGGAUUUUAACUCUGUGCAAGGGAAACGGUAUUCAUCGCAAUGUGUUUUACGGUUUAUGAUUAUUGUUUUUUAUUUUGGCAUGUUUAACCGAAUUGACAUUUGAGUCCAGUUGUGUAUUUCUUUAGAUUAUCAAUCAUGCUACCUUUUGAAAUGAUGUUGCUCAUUACACAUACAGUAUAUAAAACGCACAAAACACGUUUAUGAAUUGGUGGCAAUAUUUAUUCUAGAUUUCUUUAACAGAUCAGUUGAAUCUGUAUCAAAUUUCUAACCUAUUCUGAUCGGAAUACUGAGCAUUUUAAUGUAAACGUAUAUUUCCAUUAAAAAAAGUUUAAUUAAAUAAAAUUUAAAAAAAAAAGAAAAGAAAAAGUGUAAUUGAAAAUGGCCACAUUUUGCCACUAUGUUCGCGAUUAUGAAGAAGGAUUAGAACGAAUUAACGAUUAUUAGGUCCUAAUUUUCAUUUCAAUCAAGACAGAAAAAAAAACAAAGUGCCGUGCUAUUGUGAUUUAGCUGUUUCGAUGCGAUUAUCCAAUGUGUCCUCACGGUGGCACUAUAGACCAGCUGAUGAGUGUUGCUGUGCACACCACCCACUCUAUUGUGAGCCAAAGACGCUUGAUCGCUGCGGCUUUUCAACCAGACUCGACAUAGAAAGGAGCCUUGCUGCUGGAGCAAAGGAUUUUUGUCUGGUCAUAGUUUAGUCACUUAUAUUCUAAGUGACGAUGAUUAUCUCUGGAUUUGAACCUGGAAGCUUCGGCUUUGUCGUCUUCUUUGUUGUGGCCCAGUGCGCUCACGGAGACCUGAGCUACUCCGUGCAAGAGGAGCUGAAACGAGGAUCUGUGAUCGGAAAUAUCGCUAAGGAUUUGGGAUUGGAUGCUUCCACGCUUUCUACUCGUAAAGCUCGUGUUGAUGUUGAGGGAAGUGACAAGAGAUACGUCGCCAUUGAGGCUCGGAACGGAGAUCUAGUGGUCGCUGACAGAAUAGACCGAGAGGAGCAUUGUGGAGAAAAGCCUUCGUGCGUCCUUAAAUUCGACCUGCUGCUGGAGAAUCCUCUGGAGCUUCACCGAUUGUCUCUGCAAGUACAAGACGUUAAUGAUAAUAAUCCUGUUUUCCCGAAAGAUAUUGUGAAACUGGAGAUACGUGAGUCUGCUGUGAGAGGAGCGAGAUAUCGCAUCAAUGCGGCCCAUGAUGCAGAUACAGGUCAGAAUUCUGUUCAGAACUAUGUUCUGCAACCAAAUGCGCAUUUUGUGCUUCACACUCAAACGUCCAGUGGCGGCAAUAAAUACGGCGAACUAGUUUUAAACAAAGAGCUAGACAGAGAGGAGCAGCAGGAGAUGAAAUUAUUGCUGACUGCUGUUGAUGGAGGUUCUCCUCAGAGAUCCGGGACUGUGGUCAUCCAUGUUGUUGUUCUGGAUGCAAAUGAUAACGCUCCUGUCUUCACUCAGGCCGAGUAUCAGACCACGCUGAGAGAAAACUCUCCUCUGAAAACAUCUGUCAUCAGUGUUAGUGCCACAGACGCAGAUGAAGGAAUCAAUGGUCAUGUGACCUAUGAGUUCAGCAGAAUAUCUGAAAAAUCCCGCAACAUGUUUUCUCUAGAUCAGAACACUGGAGAAAUCACAGUGAUAGGAGAGAUAGAUUAUGAGGAGGGAUCCAAGUAUGAGCUGUUUGUUGAAGCCAAAGAUGGUUAUGGACUGACGUCUGAGGCUAAAGUGAUUAUUAAAAUCACUGAUGUGAAUGACAACGCCCCCAUGAUACAUGUCAAGUCUCUGAAUAUUCCAAUACCUGAGAACGUGUCGCCUGGUACAGAGGUGGGCAUCAUUAAUGUUCAGGACAGAGACUCUGACAAUAACAAGCAGGUCAGAUGUUUCAUUCAACAAAGUGUUCCAUUUAAAUUAGUCCCUUCUAUUAAGAACUAUUACUCUCUGGUCACUACUGGUCAACUGGACCGUGAACUGGUGUCUGACUACAACAUCACCAUCACUGCCACUGAUGAGGGCUCUCCUCCUCUGUCCUCCUCUAAAACUGUUCACUUAUCAGUAGCAGACAUCAACGACAACCCACCUGUAUUUGAGGAACAGUCUUACAGCGCAUAUGUGACUGAGAAUAACAAACCUGGCUCCUCUCUAUGUUCCGUCACUGCUCGAGACCCAGACUGGAGACAAAACGGUACCGUGGUUUAUUCUCUGUUACCUGCUGAGGUGAACGGUGCCCAGGUGUCCUCCUAUCUGUCUGUGAAUGGAGACACGGGGGUGAUCCACGCUGUCAGGUCCUUUGACUAUGAACAGUGGAGGAGCUUUAAAGUCCAGGUGAUGGCCAGAGACAACGGUUCUCCUCCGCUCAGCAGCAACGUGAGCGUCAGUGUCUUCAUCUCAGAUGUGAACGACAACUCUCCUCAGAUACUGUACCCCACCCCGGAGGGCAACUCCUUCAUGACCGAGCUGGUCCCCAAAGCUGCACACGGAGGCUCUCUGGUGUCCAAAGUGAUCGCAGUGGACGCAGACUCUGGACAGAACGCCUGGCUGUCCUAUCAUAUCGUCAAAUCCACUGAGCCGGGACUGUUCACUAUUGGUCUCCACAGCGGAGAGAUCAGGACCCAGCGGGACAUUUCUGAGUCUGACAGCAUGAAACAGAACCUGAUUGUGGCAGUGAAAGAUAACGGACAGCCCUCUCUCUCUGCCACCUGCUCCAUGUAUCUACUGAUUUCUGAUAACUUGGCGGAGGUGCCAGAACUGAAGGACAUUUCUUAUGAGGACAAGAAUUCCAAACUGACCUCUUACCUGAUCAUCGCUCUGGUGUGUGUGUCCACCUUCUUCCUCACCUUCAUCAUCAUCAUCCUGGGUGUGAGGUUCUGUCGCAGGAGGAAACCCAGAAUGUUGUUUGAUGGAGCAGUGGCCAUCCCCAGUGCUUAUCUCCCUCCUAACUACGCAGAUGUUGACGGCACAGGAACUUUACGCAGCACUUACAACUAUGACGCCUACUUGACCACAGGAUCUCGAACCAGUGACUUUAAGUUUGUGUCCUCUUACAAUGACAACACGCUGCCUGCUGACCAGACUCUGAGGAAGAGUCCCUCUGACUUUGCUGACCCCUUUGAUGAUUUGGAUGCUUCUGUUGAGCAAAAGCCCCCCAACAAUGACUGGCGCUUCAACCAGGGACAGAGACCCGGACCGAGCGGUCCCCACAUGCCGUACGGUACACACAUACGAUGGACGCCGAAGAGUGGGACAAGGGCUGCUGGAGGACCUGAGGUUGCCAUGGGAACCGGCCCCUGGCCCCAACCCCCAACUGAAGCUGAGCAGCUCCAAGCCUUGAUGGCUGCAGCCAACGAAGUGAGUGAGGCCACAGGCACUUUGGGACCCGGCACCAUGGGUUUGAGCACCCGCUACAGCCCGCAGUUCACCCUGCAGCACGUGCCGGACUAUCGCCAGAACGUCUACAUACCCGGCAGCACGGCCACCCUCACCUCCAACCCCCAGCAGCAGCAGGCCACGGCCCAGCAGGCCACCCAGCAGGCUUUGCCCCCGCCUCAGACCCCUGGCCAGCCUGAGGCCCCGAAGGCCGCCCAGACGCCGGCCUCCAAGAAGAAGUCCACCAAGAAGGAGAAGAAGUAGAGUCCGUCUCAUUAGCUGGAGCUUGCCGACAAGUCCAACCUCCCACACCCGACCGCCAUGUAUCUCUCCGCUCUGCUGCUCCUCCUCCAAUCAGUGGCCGGUGUCUGAUCACAUGGACAAACUUGACGGUUCUUUAAACGUGUUUUGAAGACCUUAGAAAAUCUGAAUGUGUUUGGGUGUCCUCGUGCUGAAGGUCCAGUACCAAUCUGUGGCGGUAGAUAUUUGGGGCAGGGUGUGGGGGGUUAUUGUGUUUUCCUUCGUAUUAUUUUUGGCAGAGUCAAUAGAUUCAUUGUAAGUAACCAUGCUGGUAUGACGAGACUGUCCGCAGUGGUGUAUUCAGAGUGGAAAUGUCAAUGGAAAGUCGGCUGUUUUAAAUUGGCCGUCACCUAUAUUCCCGUGUAGGAUCAGCUGUCCUGCGGAGGCUGUUCUCGACAGGUAUUACAAACUCUUCUGCAUGCUAUUUAGGGAUCGACCACAUAGUUUAGAGGGGAAACUAUGCAACGAGGAGGUUGCAGUCAAUCAAUCACCUAGUCAACACGAUGCACAUGUAGCAUUUACUUGACACUUGAUAGUAGAAUAAUUUGAAUAUUUUUAUGAGCUUAGCAUGAACCCUGACAGCUUUUACGAGUGCGGCUGCAGAGCACUGUUUUGACUCAUCCUGUUGUGGUUGUGAAGGCGGUGACUCCCCUCCAGAUGCCUCCUCUUGUCCCUCCCCUCACUUCCCACGUCGAGAGCCAAACCGUGAGCAAUGUUUGUAUUCUGGAGAUGAUGAUAUGUUUGGUAAACGGCUACAGUCUGUAGAGGGACGUGUAGGUUUGCUCUUAGCGCUGAAGAAACUUCUGAACAUGUCACACUUUAUUUUUGUCUUUGGGAGAUUCAAUAGCAUAGAGGAGUUGUUUGUAUUAAGAUAUGAAGUCUUUACUUUAGCCUGUCAGGACCUCGGCCUGGCUGAACUGCAUGAGGAGUCAUGCAGGCCGGAUCGGAGAGUGUUGGGGACGAAGUGAAGGGUGUAAUUGACUUCACCGCAAGGGCGGGGACAGCUGUGGUUCUACCCACUGAAUGUACAGAGGAAACACGAUUGGCCCAGUUGUAAACCAGUGCACUGCUACAGAGCCACUCGAGAAACAUCAUGUUAAAGAGAAUGGGAAAGCGGGGUACCACUCACCUCAUCUCUGCACUUCCUGAUCCGGCGAGGCCCCUCCUCCCUCUGUAAAUAAAACAAAAAGUUGUUGGUAUGAGCCAGUUGUUUGUACAGAAGGGACCAUGACCAACGUUUUCAGUCCCUCUCCACAAGCUGUGGCUUACUACUGGAAUGUGUUGCAUUUUGUUUUACAAGAAAAUAAGAAGAAAAAAAAACACAGAUUUAAAAAAAACAAAAACAGUUAUCAAUAAAACUCUGCGAUGUUUGUGUUGCAAUGUAGUAACUAAGCACCAUGAAAGCCAACUAACACUUCAGUGUAAAUAAAUGAACUAAAGGAGACUUUAGAGGGUGGCACACUUUUAGACUAGUUAAAUUCGUGAUACGUGAUGCAAAUAUUUUUGUGUUCAUUUUCUCUCUCUCUCUCUCUAUCGUUUAUCACCCUGUAAAGAGACACAAAAUGAAACGAAAAAAAUGGAAAUAGUUCUAUCCUUCUGUAACCUCAAUGUUCUUUUGCGGUGAUUUUAUCUCGUGCAUUUGUGAAUGAAUGCCUUUCAUUCUCUUUCUGUCCAGCAAAUGAUUAUAAAUAUUCUAUAUGUGUGAGUCCGUCCGUUGCUGAAUUAACUCUAUCCUGCUGUAUUAUCUUUCUUAUCAAAUGCUUAUCCCCCGUCCCCCCACGCUAUACCCUUUGUGUUACUCUCUUAUUUUUAUGCUAAUAUUUAUAUUGCUGUUUUAUUUUCUCUUGGACACUGACAUUUCAAAUAAAAGGAUUAUGAAAUCA
This is a messenger RNA of Synchiropus splendidus (mandarinfish), 6633 nucleotides long. RefSeq names its product protocadherin gamma-A11-like. Gene Ontology annotation, molecular function: calcium ion binding. Gene Ontology annotation, cellular component: plasma membrane. The transcript has 5 exons. Gene Ontology annotation, biological process: homophilic cell-cell adhesion. The coding region runs from base 1826 to 4714 and encodes 962 amino acids. NCBI's taxonomy places the organism in Eukaryota, Metazoa, Chordata, Actinopteri, Syngnathiformes, Callionymidae. The record is from RefSeq and is a predicted model, not a curated record.